This is a messenger RNA of Ctenopharyngodon idella (grass carp), 1837 nucleotides long. RefSeq names its product tubulin polymerization-promoting protein family member 2 (gene tppp2). The coding region runs from base 178 to 723 and encodes 181 amino acids. The transcript is spliced from 4 exons. Gene Ontology annotation, molecular function: tubulin binding. The record is from RefSeq and is a predicted model, not a curated record. Gene Ontology annotation, cellular component: microtubule. Gene Ontology annotation, biological process: microtubule polymerization; microtubule bundle formation; positive regulation of protein polymerization. NCBI's taxonomy places the organism in Eukaryota, Metazoa, Chordata, Actinopteri, Cypriniformes, Xenocyprididae.
AUUUGUGCUGGGCUGUGCUCUCUCCUCCCCUCUGUCUUGCGUCAUUGUACACACACACACAUACUUAGCACGGGCAGAGAGGAAGACGGAGAAACACACACCCACAUUCAGCAUCCUUUCAGUAGCAUCUUAGCAUCAGUAUCUAAGAUUGUCCACCUCACUGUCAGAUCUGACAGCAUGGCUGAGGGUUCAGGUGAGGUGUCCCUGGCAGAGCUGGAGACAGCGUUUCGUAAAUUUGCAGUUUAUGGUGACACCAAAGCAACAGGGAAUGAGAUGAAUGGGAAAAACUUUGUUAAGCUGUGUAAGGACUGCAAGGUCAUUGAUGGGAAAAGUGUCACCAGCACGGAUGUGGACAUCGUCUUCAGCAAAGUCAAGGUUAAAUCAGCACGUGUCAUCACGUUUGAGCAGUUCACUCAAGCCAUGGCUGAGUUGGCUACAAAACGUUUUAAAGGGAAGAGCCAGGAGGAGGCAGUACAGCUUCUCUACGGUCUCAUUGCCGGCAAAGAACCUGCCAACUUUGGUGUCACUAAAGUGGCAAAAGCCUCUGCCGUGGACAGGCUAACAGACAGCAGUAAGUUCACCGGUUCUCAUAAGGAGCGUUUUGAUGCGUCUGGAAAAGGAAAAGGCCGUGUUGGGAGGGAAGACAUCCCUGACACCAGUGGAUAUGUUUCGACAUACAAAGGCCAAGGCACCUAUGACAGCAAAGUAAAAGAGGACAAAUGAGAGCGGAAAGGAUGAAAAGAUGCUUUGUGCAUGACAUAAUGUGUAUGUCUGAAGUCUUCCUGGUUUUAUUUCAGCAGCUGGGUCAUGGCUUGCCUGCAAAAACAAACCCCUGACUAAAACUUUGCACGGAUACCCGUGUAUUUAUCACUUUUAUAUCAGCAAAUACUUCAAAAUUAAUAGCGUGCUGCCGUUAUAAAUCAUAAAUACCCUUUGGUGAUGCUUGUGUUUGUUUUGAAACUGGUUCUUCUUACCACCAUGUAGCAACCUGUCUGUCCAUACCUGAUAGCUACCCAAAAAACAUUCAUUUGAAUCCCACAAAUCCCACAAAGCUUUAAACAAAAGCGUUUGCUAAAUGUGUAAAUUAGUGAAACACUCAACACACAAAGCAACACUCCUUUUUAAAAUAAGAAACAGAUUGGAGUUGACAGAUGAGAAGUCAUACAACAAUCUGUCAUCAUCUUACUGAUUUUUUCAUGUGAUAAAAAGCAGUCUCUGACUUUCAUAAAUUAACAUCAUUUACAUUUUUAUGACUAAAUAAAACCAAAUAAAAACAGUUAAAGGGAUAAUUCUGUCAUCAUUUACUCAUCCUCAUAUCUUCUGUGGAACAUAAAAGAAGGUUUAGAAUUCAAAUGUUUUUUUUUUUGUUUGUUUGUUUUGUCCCUACAGUGGAAGUCAAUGGUAACCAUUCUGAUUGGUUACCAAAAUUCUCCAAAAUAUCUCCUUUUGUGAUUCACAGAAGAAAGUCUGUAACACUGUAUAACUAUAAAUGAUGCAUAAUUACAUUAAACUAACCCUAAACCAAACCCUAAGCCUAUAGUCUGUACAUGUUGUUAAUUAAUAUUACAAAGUACUUAAAUUUUUUAUAAUUACACUGCAACAAGGACACCUUAAAAUAAAGUCUAACCCGAAAGUCUUACAGGUUUGAUGAGUAAAUGAUGGCAAAUUUUUCAUUUUUGGUUGAACUAUCCCAUUAAGUGCUUCUUUCUUUCUGCUGGGGUUAAUAUGUUUGCUGGAUAAAUGAGCUUUAUUGUGUGUUUCAGCUUUGUUGCACUGAGAUGUCUAUCAGACUGUAAACACUAAACUGAGUCGACGCAAAUAAAGUCAAAUAAAGAAA